UACAUUUUAAAAUCAAAAUGCGCCGUGUUUCAAGAUUUGUGGCACUGAUUUUCCUGUUGUAUGGAUUUAUUUCUCUUUACAACAUGUAUGAAAGACUCUUAGAGAGAGAAUUGCAAUCUACAGUGCUGAAUUUGCAAGUGGACAGUGGAUUACCAAGAAAGAGGUUAAACAGGUUACAAACGUUCAACAACUCAGAAAUGUAUAAUGCAAGUUUCCCGCCACAGCUGAGGCUGGUUUUGGGGUACAUGAGAGGGGGGUCUACCCUGACAGCUGACCUGGUCCGCCACACGGAGGGCGACUUUUACAUGUUUGAACCAUUACAUGCAUUAUCACAGGCAGUGCGAUGGGAAAAUACAACAAUGUUUCUAAAUGGCACAGAGCGAGCGAUUAAAAGAGAGAUACUCGAAUUUGUUUAUCCAGAGAUGAUUUAUCACUGGUUUACGUGUAACUUUACCCAAAUUGACCUGACUGCAUUAACAGAUCCUUUUAUAGCGAUACAUACACCGGAACACAUGGAGUACUAUCAAUGUUUUGAAGAUAACAUGAACAGAAGCAUGAGUUUGAUUGAAAGUGUUAAAGAUUGUGUUGAUUUUUUGAAUGCACAAUGCUUAACUGCAAAGACCAGGACAAUAAAAACUGUUCGCAUGUCCAUGUCAAUGGCGGAAAAACUUUUAAAAUGGCUGCCAGAUCUGAAAGUUAUUUAUAUAAUACGGGAUCCAAGAGGAAUCUUGAAUUCUCAAUUUGAGCAACAUGUGACGGAAGUUAAAAACAUGUCUUUUACUGUUAAAAAUGUAUGUGAUGCUAUCUAUUCAGAUUCAUCACAUUUAACACAAAUGGAGGUUUAUCUGAAAAGCAGGAUAAAAAGUAUAAUUUACGAAAACCUGUGUCAAAACCCACUCAAACUUGUGCCAGAAAUAUAUAUGUUUUUGAAAGCUGAAUAUACGAAAGAGGAGGAGGAUUAUGUAAGGCAAAUAAUGAAUGGACCGGUUAAAAUAUGUCAUUAUUGCACAGAUCGUGGGGACGCAUUAGGAAACGCUUAUAGAUGGAUACAUGUUAUCAAAGAAGACACCUUAAUAACUAUUGAUCAUUAUUGUUCAUUUUUGUAUACAAAAUUUGGAUAUCAACAUCUAGAAUUUGAUAACCUGAACACAACAAGGUUUUCCUGGAUACUUGUUUCAUAAGGGAAAUACAAUCAUAACAUUUUGACAAGAAUGACUCGUGAAGUGUUUAUUGUUUUUUGCACCAUAAAUUUAUAUCGUCAUCUCAGUUUAGGAAAUGAAUAAAUCAUCCUUAAGAUAAUAUGGUUUAUGUACUUUGUAUUCAAUUUUUUCAAAAUAUUGGUAGCUUUUUGUUUUGACAUUUUUGUUUAUGUUUUUUGUAUUUGACAAAAUAUUUUACAAACUGAUUGUUUGCAACAGGGGAGAUACCAAUUUAAUUGUUCUUUGCACCAAAGAAAUAUCCCGAUGAUCUCCCCUUAGCUAUAUUUGUGUUAUAUACUUUUUGUCAUUUAAUAGAUGACAUUUUACGGUCAAUAUAGGAUGUCUUUGUCAUGUUUGAA
Molecule: messenger RNA, 1558 nt
Organism: Saccostrea cuccullata (small rock oyster)
Lineage: Eukaryota; Metazoa; Mollusca; Bivalvia; Ostreida; Ostreidae
Product: carbohydrate sulfotransferase 1-like
Exons: 4
Coding region: 18-1181 (387 amino acids)
Biological process (GO): sulfur compound metabolic process; N-acetylglucosamine metabolic process
Molecular function (GO): N-acetylglucosamine 6-O-sulfotransferase activity
Source: RefSeq, a predicted model, not a curated record